Brassica napus (rape) is the source of this 1514-nucleotide messenger RNA. RefSeq names its product ethylene-responsive transcription factor CRF6-like. Bases 308 to 1171 code for a protein of 287 amino acids. The transcript has a single exon. Gene Ontology annotation, biological process: regulation of DNA-templated transcription. Lineage: Eukaryota; Viridiplantae; Streptophyta; Magnoliopsida; Brassicales; Brassicaceae. The record is from RefSeq and is a predicted model, not a curated record. Gene Ontology annotation, molecular function: DNA binding; DNA-binding transcription factor activity.
ACCGGUUUGAAUACCGCAUUAAUUUCUCUCUACAGUUAAACAAAAAGACACAAUUUAAAAAAAACAGUAAAUAUUCCCAAAAAUCACAUUAAAUAAAAAUGGCCAUAAAAGUAAAAGGAGAAUAUGGAAAUAAUAAAUGUCAUGAGUUAUAUAUUUAAGUAAACAAUGUUCCAAAGAAACGGUGAGUCUUCCUUCUUUAACAUUUUGACUCAUCUCUUUUCUUUCUCUCUACGAUUCAUCACAGUUAAAAAAAAAAAUCAUCUUUAGUUUCUCUCUCUUUUGGUGAUUAUUACAGAGAGAGAGAGAGAUGGAGAGAGGAUCAAGAAGAGUAAAGUUCACGGAACACUGUACGGUCAAACCGGUGCCAGCUAAACCAUCCAACGGCUCUCCGAGAGUGGUCCGAAUCUCUUUCACCGACCCUUUCGCCACUGACUCAUCAUCAAGCGACGAAGAAGAAAACGACAAGGCUUGUCCGACUCCGAGAGUGAAACGGUACGUGGAGGAGAUUAGAUUCGGCGAAACCAAACCCCCGAGAAAAGCUAGAUGCAAGGCGGAGAAGAAAGGCUGCGGCGGCGAGAGAAAGGCUAAGGCUGACGUGUCAGCGAAUCCCAUAAAGUACAGAGGCGUGAGGCAGAGGCGGUGGGGAUCCUUCGCGGCGGAGAUAAGGGACUCCGCGAGCCGUACUCGGAUUUGGUUAGGGACUUUCGCCACGGCGGAGGAAGCCGCCGUUGCGUACGAUCGAGCCGCGAUUCGUCUCAAGGGUCACAGCGCUCUGACUAAUUUUCUGACUCCUCCUUCGCCGGGGGAAACGCCGGUUAUCGAUCUGAAAACGGUUUCCGGGUGUGAUUCGGGGAGCCAGAGCCUCUGUUCUCCGACGUCUGUUCUUCGGUUCAACGUCAAAGAGGAAACGGAGUUGGAGACGGCGGAGGUGAAGCCUGACGUGGCGGGUUUGUUCCCGGAUCCGUACUCGUUGCCGGAGUUGUCUCUCGCCGGAGAGUAUUUCUGGGAUUCUGAGUUUCCUCCGGCGCCGUUGUUUGUGGACGAAAUCGAAAUCCAUAAACCUGUUCCGAACCGGAGAGAAGAUGACGAACCGGAAGAGUUCUCGUUCCAUUUGAGUGGAGAUUUCGAUGCAACUCCAUGGGAUGUGGACAAUUUCUUCGAGCUUGAUUAAUUAAAAAAUCGAUUUUUACUGGUUCUGAGAUUUUUGUGACGAUGAUGAAGACGUGGACGCAUCUAGGCCGUGUGCUUGCUUUUUUCGUUCAUUGACGUGGACUGUUCUGAUCGGCUGGACGCUGGAGCGCGAGAAUAGCUCCGUUUAAUAGAAGUAUGGUCCAACUAUUGCAUAAUAUAGAUAAUAUGUCUAUUAUCUAUUGCGCGAGAAUAUUAUCUAUUGCGCGAUAAUAGCUAUUAUCUAUUGCGCGAGAAUAUUAUCUAUUGCAGCUUCACCCAUUGAUAGAAGUAUGGUCCAACUAUUAUUUUUUUAUUUUUAUCAUUAUUUAAAAUAUUAUUUAUUA